AUGGCAGUGCUAGACGAUCCCACGACAUGGGACGAAUGGGGCAAAGUAGACGACGAGUUUGCUCAGAUGUUGGCAGACAAGGUUGAGCGAAGAUUUCCCCCAGUAGAGCUAGACAAGCUUCCUCAUAUACGAAGCACCUGGAUGCAGAAAUGCAGAGCAGAUAUGAUUCAAAUGCUCGACGGCAACAAAAACCAUGUCACUUCCCAAGAAAUCUCGAUACCACUUUCGAAUGGAGACGAAACUCGCGCUCUAGUAUUCAAGCCAAAGAUGGACACAGGCGGUGAUAAGCCAUUGCUUGUGCUGAUACACGGAGGAGGUUUUCUAUUUGGAGUUGCAGAGAUGGAGGCAGCGGCUUGCAUCAGCGCGACCAGAGAGUAUGGAUGUGUGUCUAUUAGUCUAGACUAUAAGCUGGCGCCAGAAGCCAAGUUUCCUACUGCUUAUAAUGACUGCUGGGAAGCACUGCAAUGGCUUGCCACGAAUGCCUCAACCAUCGGGGCAAGUCCGGCUUCCGGGUUCAUUCUGGGAGGCACAUCUUCCGGCGGGCAAAUGACAGCUGCGCUGUCGCACAUGGCCAGAGAUCAAAGUCUGUCGCCUCCAUUGACUGGCGUCUACCUCAACGUACCUGCAUUGGUGCAACCUUCAUUAGUUCCGCACAUGUACAAACAGAUGUACAAUAGUCGCAAACAGAACGAGGGCAAAACUGGACUAUCAAAAGAAACAAUUCUGAUAUUCGAGAGGGCACUUGAGGCAGACCUGGAGUCUGAGCUGUGGAAUCCAAUGCUGUGGCGCAAUGGGCAUGCCAAUCUCCCCAAGACCUAUUUUCAAGUGUGCGGGUCAGAUGUUCUCCGCGACGAUGCAUUGAUAUACGAAAGGAUAUUGAGGAAAGAAUAUGGUAUCAAAACUCGGCUGGAUAUCUAUCCUGGUCUGCCUCAUGUUUUUUGGUACAUGUUUCCCGGCCACUCCUCUGUUACUAGGUUUCACGAAGAGAGGAUCAAAGGUCUCGGGUGGCUUCUACAACAGUAG
This is a messenger RNA of Pestalotiopsis fici W106-1, 1023 nucleotides long. RefSeq lists its product as uncharacterized. Bases 1 to 1023 code for a protein of 340 amino acids. Lineage: Eukaryota; Fungi; Ascomycota; Sordariomycetes; Amphisphaeriales; Sporocadaceae. Gene Ontology annotation, molecular function: hydrolase activity. The record is from RefSeq and is a predicted model, not a curated record. The transcript is spliced from 3 exons.